AUGUCGGCCGAAGCUAUACGAUAUGAACAGGAGGUCUACAAAAAUGGCCUUUUCUUUCACAAACCUGCAUUCACCUUCCAGAAUGACAGAUGGGAGGAAGAAGCUCAUAGAGUCCUAAACGCCAACAGCUGGGGUUACAUUCACGGAAGUGCUGGUACAGGCGAGACUUACAAGAAGAAUCUCGCAGCUUUUCGUCGGUUUUCGAUACUGCCAAACCGAUUAGUCCCGUCGCGCAAGGAUGCAGAGGGCAACGAACUAUUUCCUGACACAAGUAUGGAGGUCCUCGGCCACAAACUACCUUUCCCCAUGGCCAUGGCUCCAAUCGGCGUUCAGAAGAUUUUUCACCCUUUGGGCGAAGUCGCAGCUGCAAAAGCGGCUGGAGAUGUCGGCGUACCCUAUAUUCUUUCUACUGCUUCUAGCACAUCAAUCGAGAACGUCGCAAAGGCGCACGAGCAAGGGGCUCAAUCUGGCAAUCAGAGUCCAGCACCCGUGCGCUGGUUCCAACUGUACUGGCCUAGCCGCGAGCACGAUGAUAUAACCAUCAGCAUGUUGCACCGAGCCGAAAAAGCCGGAUUCACUGCUCUGUUCGUCACUCUGGACACGUAUACCAUAGGCUGGAGACCUUAUGAUAUGGAUAACGGCUACAAUCCAUUCAUUCAUCCAGAUCGUAUCGGCGUUGAAAUCGGUCUCACUGACCCUGUAUUCCAGAAGCUGUUCCAGGAGAAGCAUAAAAGGCCCGCGACCACCAAGACAAGCGACCAUCUAGGUGCCACCAUUGAUGAUGAGGAUCUGGGAGACGCAGCCCGACUUUGGACCUCGAUUGCAUUCCCAGGUCACAGCAAGAGCUGGGAGGAUCUCGAGUUCUUGAAGGAGCACUGGAAAGGCCCUAUCGUCCUCAAGGGCAUUCAGACCGUUGCCGACGCGAAGAGAGCAGUCGGAGCAGGCAUGGCAGGCAUUGUUGUGAGUAAUCAUGGUGGUCGACAGCAGGACGCCGGGGCAAGUUCUCUUGGUUGUCUGUCUCGUAUUGUGGAUGCUGUUGGAGAUAAGCUCGACAUCCUGUUUGAUAGUGGUAUCCGUUGCGGAGGUGACAUUAUCAAGGCUAUCGCUUUGGGGGCCAAAUGCGUGCUUGUUGGACGACCUUACGCAUACGGUCUAGCGAUAGGAGGACAAGACGGUGUGAAGCACGUGCUCCGCAGUCUGAUGGGCGACACGCUCCUCAACAUGCAUCUUGGUGGCCUGACAAGCACAUACGACCUCAAAAGAGAGAUUCUAGUCAAGGAGGAUGAUAUGUUUUAG
Molecule: messenger RNA, 1296 nt
Organism: Aureobasidium subglaciale EXF-2481
Lineage: Eukaryota; Fungi; Ascomycota; Dothideomycetes; Dothideales; Saccotheciaceae
Exons: 1
Coding region: 1-1296 (431 amino acids)
Molecular function (GO): FMN binding; oxidoreductase activity
Source: RefSeq, a predicted model, not a curated record